AUGACUCAGAUCGAGGUUCCCGACGCCGAUGAGCUCGGUGGAAACGUCACCAAACCCUUUAAGUUCGUGACUGCUGGAUACGACGCCCGCUUCCCUAACCAGAACCAGACAAAACAUUGCUGGCAAAACUACGUUGACUAUCACAAGUGCAUCCUGGCGAAGGGCGAAGAUUUCAAACCAUGCAGACAGUUCUAUUUGGCAUAUCGAUCCUUGUGCCCUAGUUCCUGGGUCCAUAGGUGGGACGACCAACGUGAAGCUGGAAACUUCCCCGUCGACUUGGAGCACUAG
Fonsecaea multimorphosa CBS 102226 is the source of this 288-nucleotide messenger RNA. RefSeq lists its product as uncharacterized. Bases 1 to 288 code for a protein of 95 amino acids. The transcript is spliced from 4 exons. The record is from RefSeq and is a predicted model, not a curated record. NCBI's taxonomy places the organism in Eukaryota, Fungi, Ascomycota, Eurotiomycetes, Chaetothyriales, Herpotrichiellaceae. Gene Ontology annotation, cellular component: mitochondrion; respiratory chain complex IV.